Messenger RNA from Dunckerocampus dactyliophorus (ringed pipefish), 1590 nucleotides. It is a transcript of the gene trappc2, whose product is annotated as trafficking protein particle complex subunit 2. Gene Ontology annotation, biological process: endoplasmic reticulum to Golgi vesicle-mediated transport. The transcript is spliced from 5 exons. The record is from RefSeq and is a predicted model, not a curated record. The coding region runs from base 74 to 496 and encodes 140 amino acids. Lineage: Eukaryota; Metazoa; Chordata; Actinopteri; Syngnathiformes; Syngnathidae. Gene Ontology annotation, cellular component: cytoplasm; TRAPP complex; nucleus.
CGCUCACUUCUUUCCCGGAAGUCAAAGCAGCAGAAUUCCCAGCAGGGCGAUCUGGUGAGAAGCAGAGCAAAUCAUGUCUGGCAGUUUUUACUUUGUCAUGGUUGGUCAUCAUGACAACCCGGUGUUCGAGAUGGAGUUCUUACCGUCUGGGAAGCCUGAAUCUAAGGAUGACCACCGUCACUUAAACCAGUUUAUUGCACACGCAGCUCUGGACCUGGUGGAUGAAAACAUGUGGCUGUCAAACAACAUGUACUUAAAAACUGUGGACAAGUUCAACGAAUGGUUUGUUUCUGCUUUUGUCACUGCGGGACAUAUAAGAUUCAUCAUGCUUCAUGAUGUGCGGCAAGAAGACGGAAUCAAGAACUUUUUUAAUGAUGUGUAUGAUUUAUACAUUAAGUUUGCCAUGAAUCCAUUCUAUGAGACCAACGCCCCGAUCCGCUCCACAGCUUUUGAGAGGAAAGUGCAGUUUCUUGGAAAGAAACACCUCCUGAAUUAACUGUCCUAAUAAUUUGAAAGAUGAAUGUAAGUUUGCUGUCCAUAACUGUAGUUUUUAGUGUGAAUUCUUAAAUGUAUUUGACACAUCUUGUUUGUAGAGCAUUUCUCUUUCUGAUUUUCUUGCAUUAUUUUGUUAACAAGAGCGGGUUUGUUUUAGCUGACACUCACCUGAUUCCACAUCAAGUAAUAUAUCAGUUUAUAAAAACUUUACACUUUAUUUAUGGUAGUGUAGUCCACCUAGUGGUUAAGCAUAUCACCCUCCCGGUCGGGAGAUUGAGGGUUUGAGUCUCUGCUGCAGCAUCUGUGUGGAGUUUGCAUGUUCUCCCUCUGCAUGCGUGGGUUUUCUCUGGGUACUCGGGCUUCCUCCCACAUCCCAAAAACAUGCAUGUUAGGUUAAUUCAGUGGUUCUCAGUUAUUUUGUCAUGCCCCCUAUUUGGGGUGCUGAAUGUAAAUAUUAAAUACAAUUUUAAGAAGCUACAUAUUUAGCUUGAAUAGUUAGCUCACUUUUCUCACAUUUAACUUAUAUCCUUCACAUUUGAGGUAGAAUAAAAAAAUUUAAAAAAAAGUUUUUUUUUGACUUUUAAAAAAAUUCAAAGUAAAUGGUAACUAAAUGUAAAUGUCUCAUAUUAAUCAAAAUGAUCAAUCUAAAUUAAAUGUUGCAAAUUCAUCUUAAAUCUAAAUGUUAAAUAGUAUGAAGAAAAUUACUUAAAUGUGAGAGCAGUGAGCUAACUUUAAAAUAUAUAGCUAAAAAAAAAGUGUCUGAAUGUUUACAUUCGGCACCCCAUACACCUAGUGUAAUGAUUCUCAACUGGUGGCUCGGGACCAAAAGUGGGUCGCGUGUCUAUGCCUGGCCAAAAAUAUAUAUAUAUAUAUUUAUUUGUUAGAGAUGUAAAUCUCUUUGUGAUAGGCUCCAGCUCAUCAGUAUUCAUCAUGAGUACAAGGGGUAUAGAAAUUGAAUUAACCAAUAAAUGAUUUCUAUAAGGACUACAGAACAUAAGCAAAGAGAUUCCCAGGUGCUUUAUUCAUUGGUUGGCAUAUUAAUAUAAAACAGGAAAUGCAAAAAAAAAAAAAAAGACCUUCAACUGUAUAAUAUAA